This is a messenger RNA of Cydia pomonella (codling moth), 5216 nucleotides long. RefSeq names its product monocarboxylate transporter 6-like. The transcript has 9 exons. The record is from RefSeq and is a predicted model, not a curated record. NCBI's taxonomy places the organism in Eukaryota, Metazoa, Arthropoda, Insecta, Lepidoptera, Tortricidae. Gene Ontology annotation, biological process: monocarboxylic acid transport; transmembrane transport. Gene Ontology annotation, molecular function: monocarboxylic acid transmembrane transporter activity. Bases 1017 to 2423 code for a protein of 468 amino acids.
AUUUGAAUUGAAUUGAAUUGGUGUUUUCUAUGUAUUUGAGUAUUUAUAAAAUAUUUAUAUAUUAUAUAUGUAUUUUGUAAAAGUUUGUGCCUAUGCAGAAAUUUCGGAUAAGGCAGGUUAAAUACGUGGUCGGAAUGCAAUUUAUCCGGUCUGGCCCCGGACAGGAAAAAAAGCGUCGAUGUAGGCAGAUUUUUAUUAACAAACCGAGAUAAAAUAUCACGCGAUUUAAUGGUCUAUAUUUAAUGUUACAUAAUAUUUGUUUACGGAAUUAAGUAUCUGGUUGAAGUAUUUCCUCAUAGAUUAUACUCACAAUAAGUAAAACUACUCAAAACAGCCUCAGCGUCAUCGAUGGACGUGUAAACAACUUGCCAAUGAACUUCUAUCUACAUAGUAUUAAGGUUACCUUCUUUAUUGCUACACAUUCCGAUAUAAACCGUAACAUAUAUCACAUUUAAUUAUAAAAUAAACACGAGCGGAUUAACUAAUAAAUAGUAUAUUAAUAACUAAGUUCCGAACUUAUUACCUACCAAAUUAUAACUAACUUUAUUUUAGUGUAAAGUGUGUUUAAGUUAGGCCUGUGUUAUGUCCCUUUGAACUGUAACUGUAAUUGUACUUAGCUUGUAAACAAACAAAUGAUUAUAUUUACGAAAUACUUAAUGCCUCCGUAGCGUCUAAGAUUAAUUAAACAAUUUCAACAACAAAAACCGUUAAUCCCGUCAUUAAAGUUAAGACCGUAGUAUCUGAGACAAUGCUUUCAGACAUAUUGAACGAAAUCUAAAUCUCUAUGUAAUUAGUCCCAUUCACGACACCGGUGCCUUCGAAAAUAGUUAAUGUGGUGGCAGUGACAGCAAAGCGAGGACGUGCGUGUGCUUGUCUCAUCGUAAAAUGCUGCCUCGGAAAAAUCGACUAGUCCGCUGAUAAUGUUUAAGUACAGCUAAAACGCAAAGUAUUCAAAACUCGCACAAUUAACUUAGAUCGGCACAAAAUUAUCGAACGGGUUAACGUGUUAAAUAAACAUGGACGAGGCUUUCGCGCAUAUCGAGGGGAAUGGGAAGAAAUACUGCAAGAGGGAUAUGGUCCCCCCGGAUGGUGGCUGGGGCUACGUCGUGUGUCUCGGCGUAGGAUUUACUUUUAUGUUAGGAUUUGGAUCUUCGAACGCUUUUGGUAUUUUAUUUCACAAUUUUUUCAUUGAGCAAGGCAGUGCAAGUGGCCUUCCUCUAGUGAUUGGGGUGUAUAAUGGAGCUCUGUCGAUAUCAGGAUUCCUAAGUGGCAUAGCUCUAAAGAGGUAUUCCUUCAGACAAGUGGGCUUGAUUGGAGCUGGGCUCUUCGUUCUCGGAGACGUCUUGACUAUUUUUGUUCAGCGCACCUAUCAGCUUGUUUUCACGUUCGGAGUCAUUAGAGGUGCCGGAUUCGGCAUGAUGAUUCCCGUUAGCUUCACAGCAUUCAACUGUUAUUUUACUAAAAGACGGACUGCCAUGAUGAGCGCUAACCAGACCAUGAGCAGCAUAGCUUCCAUCACGUUCCCCAUACUGGUCACGUACUUGCUGGCGGAGUACGGGCUGCAGUGGACCCUGGCGCUCAUCAUGGCCCUGGAUUUGCAUCUAGUCUUCGCCAUGCUGGUCAUGCACCCAGUUCAGUGGCACAUGAUUAAAAACCCAGAUGCUAGCAUAACAGAGCUUAAGUCAAAGUGCGAUGUCCUUAAUGUUUCCAAAAUAAAUUAUGAGAAUGACGAGGCGAUCGUAAAAAUGUUGCCAGAUGAGAGCGAAGAAAAAGGGAAGCUACCGAAGCGUCAUGAGUCGAUACAGAAAAGUAUAAUUAAAAUGAUCUGCGAAAACGUCGAAGUGGAUUUAUUAAAAGAUCCCCGUUUUGUGAGUACGUUAUUGGGCUUGGGGUUUGCAUUCGUCUCGGAUGUAACUUACCUGGCUAUGGAGCCUAUGCUACUCUUUUCUUAUGGAUUCAGCAAGAUGGAAGUAGCAACAUGCGUGAUGGCGGGCGCUAUAGCUGAUUUACUAGCAAGGUUCCUUCUUGCCAUAAUCACUUUCUUCAUUGCUGUAGACAGCAGAAAGUUGUUUUUUGGUGGCACUUGUAUAACAAUAUUACUGCGGAUUGCGUUGGUUAGCGGUACCGACCUGUGGUGGGUGUUCAGCGUGACGGUGGCGUCGGGCGUGGUGCGCUGCUCCGUGCAGGUGCUGUUCCCGCUGGUGCUGGCCACCGCCGCGCCCCCGGACCGCUUCCCUGCUGCACUUGGCCUUCACAUCAUUUUCUCCGGCGUGCUGAUGCUUAUGGCGGAUCCCUUAAUCGGUAUAAUCUAUGAAGCAACGGGCAGCUAUAGCUACUGUUUUUUCGCAAUGAGUUUCUGCUGCUUGAUCUGCGUUGUGCUGUGGUCCAUUGAGUAUAUAAUUUACCGCAAGGAUAAACGGUGAUUAAUGUUAAGAGUGCCUUCAAAUUCGACUGAGAGAAAUGAGUUAUAAUUGUAAUAUUAGUAGAAGACUAAAAAUUAAGUUAGGUAGGCGUAUUUAGGCAGAAGUUAGAGUUGUCUUAGAAAGGAACUAAUCUUUAUAUGUAUGUAAUUGCUUGGAAGGUUGUUUAGAAGGAACAUUGAAAUUCGAAGAUCAUCUAUCGUUCUUGAACUAUUAGAGUGACAGAGAUGGAGAUGACUAUACGAAUUACGAUUAUAAGGGUUGGCGGCAAGUCAGAUGUCCCAUUAGGGUCGUUUUUACGUUGACGGCUACAUCUAUGUAAUUCAUAUAUACAAAACUAAUAUAAAGUUGUUUGAGUUAUGUAUUUAGAUGUGCGUAAUGUUUUCUGAGUAGAUACUUAAAGCGAUUUGAAAUAUUACUAUCCUGUAUUGGUAUGCGAGUCAGUCUGACUUAUUACUCAUGAUAUGUAAUUUAUCGCGAAAAUGUAUUGAAUAAAUAAUAAUUGAAGGUGUGUACUGGAAGGUACAAUGCUACUAAAAAUAUUAAUGUAAUUCCAAAGACUUUCAAUUUAAAGUUAUCUAUGUAGAUGCACCUCUUAAAUUGAUAAUAUCAGUCUUCUCCGUUAUGAAAAUUGGAAAACCUUAGGUUACCUAAAAUCGCCAUACAAAGAGGGCUUUGAGAUAAUGAGCAAUGUGCAUUUCAGCGUCCUAUCCAAAUGAAAAUUUGUACCGCGCAUUAUAAUAUGGAUACAAAAAGGAGCAAUACAAAAUUAUAUAGACGGUAAGCAUUAGGAUUAACGGGAACAAAAAGUGAUGCUAUUAAUAAGUAAAAGGUCUGUGCAAGUAAGUGCAAAUGCGCGCAUGAAAUUUAAACAAAGUGCUUUUUUAACAACGGAGGAAUAAAAAAAAAGCGAACCGAUAUUAGAAUGUUGGACUCGCAAUUACGCAGUUCUUGAAUACUUACUACUCGUAUACUUAGGUACUUAAGUGUUAAGUAAUUACUAAUUACCAAAACGUGUCAAAGCAGUGGAAUAUAAAAAAAAUGAAAUUGUAUGAUAUUUUUUAUUUAGUUGAUUAGAAUGUAUUUGCCUAUAGACUUUAAGACUAAGUUAUUUAUUCAGGAAAAUAACAAUAUCUAGCGAGCUAAGCGUUUUUCACCAAUACGCAAAUUUGUCUAAGUAUAUAAACCGACAUCGAAGUGUAUAGUUAUACUUAGCUGUAAUGUAAUACAUAUUUUAUAAUAAUUCCUAAAGUGUGACGUAAAAUAAAAUAUUAUACAUUUCAUUUAGAUACCUACAAGUAUUUUCUCUAUGUUUAUUAAAUGAAAAUUAAUAAAAUGUGUUUAUACAGAAAAUGAUGAAACGUAUUGAAUUGAAAAUCUAUAAUAAUGAAUACCUUAAACAAUUAACACAACAAGUUAUAGACAAAAAAGGCGGAAGAAAGAAGAUAUUUUUUAUUUCGCCAAUAUCUCAAAAAAGUAUUAAUAUUUAAUUUUUUGUUUUUCUGUUUCUUGUAUUUAAUUUACUCUAUUUAAAUAGAGUAUUAUUAAAAAGGAGGAAAUUUCCAAUAAAAAUGUUUAGACUCGCAAAAUUGUAUCUCCAUUAUUUACCUAUACUUUUUUUUCAACGUUGAACAUAGGUCUGCGCGCGUCAUUUUGGGUAUGGGCGCGCGGCAUGAAAUGCAAGUACGUGUCAUCAGAUAUUUUAACGAGUAUUCAUUGUCAAUAUAAAAAUUAGAAUAAAUUAAGCCAUACUGUGAACACUUAAGAGAAUUUAUUACCGUUGGAAAGAAACCUUAAAGUUAAUUUUUCAACAAGUUAGGCAAUUGUUAAUUAACAAAAUUUUCUCGAACCUCCUUCUUUAUUGUGGACAAAAAAAAAUGUUUAGUUAAUUAACGUAAUUUUUUUUCGCAUCGUAGAUCCAUUGUUAUAAACAUAUUAAAUAAAUUUUAUUUACGUUAUAAAAACUAAAAAAAAGAAUACUCUGGUUAUAUUGUUAUAUAUUUUACAAUUUUACCUUGAGUUUCAAUUUUUUGUUAAUUUUCCCUAUUAUUCUAAAAUUUAUUUUAAACAAAGUAUUGAUUUACUACUUUUAUGACGUUAUCUUGCUAAGCAUAUAAAAGCAGGGCUCCACGAGGCGAAAUAUUUUCACGUUAAAUAUUUUAACAUUUAUUUUAAACUAACAAUAAAGACAAAUGUUCGACAAUAUUGUGUUAUUUUGGCAAUUAUUAAUUUGCCUAACUUGUUGAAAAAAUAAGUUUAAGAUAAAUUGGUACAGUAGUCCAUUCUUUGACAUUUUUUUUAAACUACGUCGGUGGCAAACAAGCUUACGGCCCGCCUGAUGGUAAGCAGUCUCCGUAGCCUAUGUACGCCUGCAACUCCACAGGACUGGGCUCUGCUCUAGAUCUGGAAUGACAUCCACUGGCUGUGUGUGACAUGUUUAAAAUACACCAUUAUUUUUUCAUUAAUAUUCAAUACCACCUCUUUAAAAUAAUAUUUAAUGUUACGUACUUUUCCCACUGCGCGUGUUUCCCGAAAAUUAGGUGUGGAGGGCUAUGUUCAGCGUUGAAUAAAAAGUAUAAAUAAUGGAGAUACAGUUCUGCAAGUAUAGACUAUUUUAUUGGCAUUUUCCUUCUCUUUCGUAGUAUUGUAUUUUAAUUUCUUAAAUAUUAUUAAUUUGUAUAACUUCUUUUUUCCGCCCUUUGUUUGUCUUUAACUUUUGUAAAUUUUUGUGUGUACCGAAUAAACUCUGCAAAUACAUUUUUUUAUACAUCAUUUCGAAUACAAUGAGGUAUCACA